Messenger RNA from Salvia splendens (bonfire salvia), 780 nucleotides. RefSeq lists its product as uncharacterized. The transcript has 2 exons. The record is from RefSeq and is a predicted model, not a curated record. NCBI's taxonomy places the organism in Eukaryota, Viridiplantae, Streptophyta, Magnoliopsida, Lamiales, Lamiaceae. Bases 146 to 706 code for a protein of 186 amino acids.
AAUGCUUCGAUUAUAUAUUUAGUUUACAAUGCAUACAUAUAACUAUAUCAAUGGCCUAAAUUCAAUGUUUUUCUUGUCACACAAUGUCAAACCAUGAACCCUAAAUCUAUACCUAACUAACAUAUAACAAUGAUAAUUGAAAUUAAUGGUCAAAAAUGACCUAACACCACUUAAAAUAGGAAUUAGAGCAUCAAAAUAUCGGAUUCACUUCGAUUUCCGCCGGCUAGAGACGUUGGGCGUCGCUGAGAGUGAGAGAGUGAGCGAGGUGGAAGUGAAGUUUCUGCCGCCUGGAACAUGUAUCCAAGGCAAAGACACGAGAGCGUCACGCGUGUUUAAACAAAGACGCGAGAGUGUCACGCGUGUUUACACAAAGACGCGAGAGUGUCACGCGUGUUUACACAAAGACGCAAGAUCAUCAUGCGUGUUUAUAAAAGACGCGAGAGGCUCACGUGUCUUUCCCAUCACGGGAAAUGUUUUUUUCCGAGUACAAAUGGCGGAUAUCGACUCUCACGACGUACAUUCGUGGAAUUUACCCCGUUUCCGUUGGGUGUUAUCUUUCGCCCCGCCUCUUCUGGUCUCGGCGACUCCGCACGUUGCAAGAGCUGGAGCAGCCAAAGCCGCCUCCACCCCCUACGGUAAACAGCAGAUAAUCAUGGAGUCACGGAGUCAAUCGCUGCAACUAACGAGCAUUUUCAUUGGUCUGUGACGCAAUCCUGGGGUAACGUUAUGAAAACUUCUAUGGACUUGCCUUUUUAGAGCUGAUCUAGAGUGAUACCAAAC